Molecule: messenger RNA, 1067 nt
Organism: Cutaneotrichosporon oleaginosum
Lineage: Eukaryota; Fungi; Basidiomycota; Tremellomycetes; Trichosporonales; Trichosporonaceae
Source: RefSeq, a predicted model, not a curated record
CAGUAAUUUGAGCUCCCUUCGCAUCGCCCAUCGCCCAUCGCUAUCGCCCAGCCCACUUACCACACAUAUCAUGGCUGAGGCCCAGGCGGCGACGAGCCAGGCGAAAAGCCCCAAGGCCGCACACCACCUCACGUCGGGCGCGUUGAGCGGGCUCACCUCGGCGGUGUGUCUCCAGCCCCUCGACCUGCUCAAGACACGGUUGCAGCAGGGGAACACGGUCGGCCGGAAGCGACAUCGGCUCGGUGCUGUGGUGCGCCAGGUCGUGCGCGACGACGGCGUGACGGGGCUCUGGCGCGGCACGGUGCCGACAGUUGCGCGAAACGUCCCCGGCGUCGCGCUCUACUUCUACAUGCUCAGUGCGAUCCGGCACGAGCUGACGCUCAUCCCGUACUUCGCGCGCGGGGGGAGCGGGGAGGGCAAGCGCUCGGCGCUGGCGCAGCUCUCGCCGACGGGCAACCUCUGCGCAGGCGCUGUCGCGCGCACAAGCGUCGGCUUCGUCCUCAACCCCAUCACGGUGAUCAAGGCCCGCUUCGAGUCCAACGCGUACACGCAGUACCGCUCGCUCGUGGGUGCCUUCCGCCAUCUCUUGGCCGCCGACGGCGUGCGCGGCCUCUUCCAGGGCUUUACGGCGACGGCGGUGCGCGACGCCCCCUAUGCCGGCCUCUACGUCGUCUUCUACGAGAAGGGCAAGGAGCUCGCGGGGAAGGCGCUCAGCUUGCGUCCAGAACUCUCUGUGCCAAAUGCAGCAUUGCAUUCUGGGUCAGCCGUCUCCGCGUCUGUCCUUGCAACAGUGCUCACCUCCCCCGCCGACUGCGUCAAGACCCGCAUGCAAGUGGCGCCGGCCGAGAACCCUUCGAUCCUGCGCGCCGUGCGGCACAUCUAUGCCGACCUCGGCUUCGCGGGCUUCUUUGCUGGCUCGUCGCUACGCGUUUCACGCAAGGCGGCGAGCUCAGCCAUUGCGUGGACCGUCUACGAAGGUCUCCUGCUCAUGUUCCGCGCACGCGACAAGGCCAUCAAGGCCACGACAGCUGUACAAUAGACUGGGGUAAUGCAACACUGAUCAUGCG